AUGCUCAGAUACCUGGCACUGGAAGUCACGGCAUUUUUGGCCUUAACCCGCGUGGCCGACGCUAGUUAUGCAUUUUACGUCGGUAAUAACCUCACCGCAGAUGGAAGUGUUAUGGUCGGUGGUACUGGAGAAGAAGUAUCAAGCCAUUGGCUACAACUCUUCCCGGCUCGCGAUCAUGCACCCAACUCAACAAUUACCGUCGGUGUCACCAAGGAAGCUAGCUUCCCGGGCGAGCUGAUCAAGAUCCCUCAAGCCAAUCACACAUUCCGCUAUCUGAGCAUGGAAUAUUCAGACUAUGAGGGAUUCCCAGCUCCAUUGACCAAUGGCGGUCUUAAUGAAAAGGGCGUUGCAGUUCGUGACGUUUGGGCGGAUAAUCGGGAGGAGCUUCUCAAAAUGACGCCAAAUCCUCAGCACGGGCUGCAAUACAGUGAUCUCGCACGUAUUGUUAUGGAGAGAGCUAUCACGGCACGCCAUGGAGUGGAGAUCAUCGGGGAGCUGAUAGCGAAGCACGGGGAGUCUACCUACGGUGGUAACUCUCAUCUUAUUGCUGAUCAUAACGAGGGUUGGAUUGUAUGGGAGAUGGCCGGAGGAAAGGGCCUCUGGGCAGCUCAACGCCUAGGACCGAACGAUGUCAAGGUCUUAUACCCAGGUUAUAUCGAAGAAUUCCCGGUCGAUUUCCAGAAGAGCGCGGAUUAUAUGGGAUCCGAAAAUAUCGUGAAGUUUGCGGUCGAGCGUGGAUGGUGGAACUCAACUUCUGGAAAACCAUUCAAUAUUUUCGACGUUUAUGGGCCCCAAGAUCCUCGAUAUAAGGCACGCGAUGGUGGUUAUAAGUUCAUGUCGCAAGCUGCCUUGGAAGAUGCUACCCGUCAGAUGGCUCCCGUCACAGAGAAAGAUCUCAUGGAGCGAGUUAGAGAUCACCGGAUUGCAGAUGAUGAGGCCGGGUAUGGCCAGGUUGUCAGUCUGCUCCCCAACGUGGAUCGAGAUUUGCUUCGAAUCUGGAUCGCACCCACCGGCUCCGUCGCCGCGCCUUUCAUUCCAUGGUGGCUCGGAGUCGAUUCGAUUCCCGCUGAAUUCGGAGAACACCGAUACCUGACAACAGGUGCUUCAAGCAGCUUCCUCAACCCGGACUAUCAGCUCCAGGAAGCCUCAAUCUUUGCCGGACGGGUCUUCAAACGGGUGCUGUAUUAUAUGUGCUCAUCGCCAACCGUGUAUCUCCCAAUCGUGACCGAGAUGCUGAACAAAUUUGAAUCGGAAUCUCGCUCCCAGGUCGAACAGUGGGUAGAGCGGUCCGCCCAGCUUUUAAUCAAAGCAGGACAGAGGAAGAAUGCGGGGUCGCUGUUGACAUAUUACUCUCAUUCUCGGGCGACGCAGGCUCUGGAUAUCGGCCACCGGCUGAACGAUGCCCUUGACGGCUAUAUUAAGCUGACUGGUCAGUGGCGUAGUCCAGUGGGCAGUGAGAUCAAUGAUAGUAACGAGGAAGAGAAACGGUUAACUGCUUAG
Penicillium manginii is the source of this 1500-nucleotide messenger RNA. RefSeq lists its product as uncharacterized. The transcript has a single exon. Gene Ontology annotation, molecular function: cysteine-type exopeptidase activity; dipeptidase activity. The record is from RefSeq and is a predicted model, not a curated record. Gene Ontology annotation, biological process: proteolysis. The coding region runs from base 1 to 1500 and encodes 499 amino acids. NCBI's taxonomy places the organism in Eukaryota, Fungi, Ascomycota, Eurotiomycetes, Eurotiales, Aspergillaceae.